AUGGGCUUUUUGACUGCUCUUUUCGGUGUGACACUUGUUGCUUUGUGUCAAAUCUUUGGAAGUUACCAUGUAAAUGCGGGGAUGUGCUGGCUGCAGCAGAGCCAGGAGCAGCGCUGUGACAUGGUGCUGAUGCGUGGGGUCAGCAGGGAGGAAUGCUGCGCCGGGGGCCGUCUAGACACGGCCUGGUCCAACACCAGUCUGCCCAUCAAUGAGGUCAGCCUGCUGGGCUUCCUGGGAAUCGUGUCCUGCAAACUCUGCAAAGAGACCUGUGAUGGUGUGAAAUGCGGCCCAGGGAAGGUGUGUAAGAUGAUGGUUGGACGUCCUCAGUGUGUGUGUUCUCCUGACUGCACUAACAUCUCCAUAAAGCAUGCUGUGUGUGGGAGCGAUGGGAAGUCCUACCGUGAUGAGUGUGCUCUGCUGAUGGCCCGCUGUAAGGGCCACCCUGAUCUGGAGGUCAUGUACCAGGGAGAAUGCAAAAAGUCGUGCUCCAACGUGGUGUGCCCGGGUACCCACACCUGUGUGACGGACCAGACUAACAGUGCCCACUGUGUCAUGUGCCGCAUGACCCCCUGCCCAAUACCGCUGAAGUCCGAGUUGCCUAUCUGUGGCAAUGACAACAUCACCUACCCGAGCGCCUGCCACCUCCGCAGAGCCACCUGCUUUCUGGGGCGCUCCAUAGGAGUGCGUCACUAUGGCAACUGCUCUAGUGUUCCGAGGAACAGUCUGGAUUUGGAGGGCAGUGAGGAGAAUUCACUCUAG
This is a messenger RNA of Oncorhynchus mykiss (rainbow trout), 759 nucleotides long. RefSeq names its product follistatin-like 3 glycoprotein. Gene Ontology annotation, biological process: cell differentiation; regulation of BMP signaling pathway; negative regulation of activin receptor signaling pathway. The record is from RefSeq and is marked provisional. Gene Ontology annotation, molecular function: protein binding; activin binding. Gene Ontology annotation, cellular component: extracellular region. Lineage: Eukaryota; Metazoa; Chordata; Actinopteri; Salmoniformes; Salmonidae.